UUAGGUGGUAUCAUAUUUGUUUCUCCUUUGCUACGUCUCCUGGACAGGAGAAGGGGGAAGCCCAUGUUGUGAUUAAUGGGAAGGAGGUUUAUCACACUGUAGAUUUAUCCAUUAGACCAAACUAUGCCUGGCUGAAAGGAAACAAGCUCAAGGUGGGACAUUCGAUUUCCAAGCUAAGUGUGACUGGGGGCCAACUCUACGGUUUAAUAACAGAUGUUCAGGUUUUUACCCGAAGACUUGAAUUCUCCGAAAUGGUUGAAUAUACAGCCUGCACAAAAGAACUUGUCGGAGAUCUGUCCACUUGGUCAAAUAUUUCAAGAUGGGAAGUGUACGGAGCAGUUGAUGAGCUAAGUGUUGAUCUGGAUGAAAUAUGUUCCUCUGAAUACAUGGAUACUCAUAUCAUGAUAUUUCCUGCCUGGCUUGUCUACUCAGAGGCCGAGGAGAUGUGUCACAGAUUUGGCGGUUGGGUUAAUUUUGAUGCUGAUCCAGAUCUACUCAAGGGACGUGAUAUGAUCAUGUUUGAGAAGGUGAAACAGUUCUCCUAUGGAAACCAACCAAAUGAUAGGUGUGGUAAACGGUUAUUGAUCGGUAUAAAUGAUUUAGAAGAAGAAGGUGUCUGGAGAAUUACAAGAACUAACCAACUACUAGAAAACUUUCUUUAUUCUUAA
This is a messenger RNA of Eurytemora carolleeae, 668 nucleotides long. RefSeq lists its product as uncharacterized. NCBI's taxonomy places the organism in Eukaryota, Metazoa, Arthropoda, Copepoda, Calanoida, Temoridae. The transcript is spliced from 7 exons. The coding region runs from base 252 to 668 and encodes 138 amino acids. The record is from RefSeq and is a predicted model, not a curated record.